CCGCCGCUCUUCCUUCCUCUGUAACCCACCACCACCCGUCCGCCAGCCCCCCAUUAAGCCUCUUCCUCUCCUCCUCCUCCAGACCUCCACCGCCACCACCUCUCCAUGCCCGCCGGCGCCAGGCCCGACCGCGACCGCGACCGCGAGGCUUCAGCGCUAGGAGCGUCCGAUAAUACCGUUGGCUAGCGGAAGAGGUGGCCUGGGGGCAUGGCGAAGCCGACGCCGGUGGCCUCGGCAGAGGAGGCGGCGGCGAUGCGGCGCCGGCUGAGGCGCCUGGUGGCCGCGGUGGCGGCCGGGAGCGCCGACGCCGAGGCCUUCGACGAGGCGGCCGAGGCGCUCGCCAAGCUCAGGGACGCCGAGCUUGGCCCCCGCAAGGACAACAGGGCAGGCGACGGCCACGGCGACGGUGGGCAGAACAGGCGCCGCACGGAGACGGAGGCCGCGGUGCCGGAGCACUUCCUUUGCCCCAUAUCCUCGGAGAUCAUGAGGGAUCCCGUCGUCCUCGCCUCCGGCCAGACGUAUGAUCGUCGUUUCAUUCAAGAAUGGUUAAGUGCUGGAAACCGGACAUGCCCGCAGACUCAACAAGUCCUUUCAAAUACAAUUAUCAUCCCGAACCACCUUGUGAGAAGCAUGAUCUCACAGUGGUGCACAGAUAAUGGGAUCACUCUGCCACCAGUUGAGAACCAAGAUGAAGAUCUGGUUACAAACAAUGAGCGAAAGACAUUUAGUAAAAUAUUUGAGAGGAUCGCAUCGUCGUCAAACCUAUCUGAGCAGAGGGAAGCCAUUAAAGAUCUCAGGCUGCUGACAAAGUGCAACAGUUCACUAAGAGCAGCCAUAGGAGAGAAACCGGAUUCAAUCUCACAGAUCAUUUCCGUAGCAUCCAACCCAGAGCUAGAAAACAAUGCAGAAGUUCUGGAGGAUAUGGUGACAACUAUUCUUAAUCUUUCUAUUCAUGAGAGCAACAAGAAGAUUAUUGGAGAUGAUCCAUUGGCAAUCCCGUUCCUCAUAAGGACCUUACAAUCAGGAACCAUGGAGGCCCGGAGCAAUGCUGCAGCUGCCAUCUUCAGUUUAUCUGCCCUUGACAGCAACAAGGUGAAGAUUGGUGAACUAGGCGUGAUGAGACCUCUGGUGGAUCUCCUCGAACAUGGCAGCAUGAUAGCGAAGAAAGAUGCAGCUUCAGCUAUCUUCAACCUCUGCAUGCUGCACGAGAACAAAUCAAGGGCCACCAAGAGUGGGGUUAUUGACGUGACCCUGAAGGCCAUCACUGAUGACUCGCUGGUGGAUGAGUCUCUGGCCAUCCUUGCCCUGCUGUCAGGUGACCACGAGACAGUAGAGGAGAUCGGCGAGACCGGCGGCGUGGCCUCCAUGCUCCAUGUUAUAAAGGAAGACCAGUGCAAGCGCAACAAGGAGAAUGCAGUUGCGGUGCUCUUCGCAGUCUGUAUGUACGACCGCACCAAACUGAGAGAGGUUGCGGAGCACGAGAAGCUGAACGGGUCCCUGGCCUGGCUCGUGCAGAACGGCACUUCAAGGGCAAGGCGGAAGGCCGUCGGGAUCCUUGACAAGAUGAAGAGGACCCUGCACCAGCCGCACUACUCGUGCUAGUGCCCCGCCUACCAUGGUUGUGUAAUUAGGGGAAUAAGGGGGGUGUUGGUUGCUUCGCUGUAUAUAUUCAGCCUGCAUAUAUAGCUAUACUCUUGUCUUUGGUUUGGUACAUAUGAGGUUAUAAUACAGUUUUCGUCCCGCAGAGUAAGUGGUGGUUUUCCCUCUGAAACGUUAUUGUUCAUCUGAAAUUUUGCGGUUCACAUGUUUCUUCAGGGUCUUUGCACAUGGUCCUGAAUCAUAUCUGGUGCCGUACAUGGAUUUUUUUUGUCACAGAAAUAUGGGUGGUGUUUGCUCA
Molecule: messenger RNA, 1897 nt
Organism: Sorghum bicolor (sorghum)
Lineage: Eukaryota; Viridiplantae; Streptophyta; Magnoliopsida; Poales; Poaceae
Product: U-box domain-containing protein 9
Exons: 2
Coding region: 208-1602 (464 amino acids)
Biological process (GO): protein ubiquitination
Cellular component (GO): cytoplasm; nucleus
Molecular function (GO): protein binding; ubiquitin-protein transferase activity
Source: RefSeq, a predicted model, not a curated record